GAUGGAAAAAAUAGUAAAUCAUUCUUUUUAACACGGAGGAAGUAUUACUUUUAAUCAGUCCCAAAAAAAAAAAAAAAAAAAAAUUCUUUUUGUACAAAGAGAUGCUGAGUCAACUACCCCUGUGUUUCAAACUUGCCAACAAAGAGAAAAAGACAACUGCCACUUCCCCCAAAUACAUGAAUUUAAUUCCAUAAAUCUCCUAUAUAUGACUUCCCCCUCUUUCUACUCUCACUUCAUCCUCAACUAAAUAACACUACAGCUCAGUAGUAAAAAUCCCAACCCAAAUUACUAACAAUGCCUUCUGCUUCAGCUGUAAGUUUGGUAUCCAAAUGCACUAUUUUCCCCUCCCAAAAAUCAUCUCUUUCUGAUCUGAAACUCUCUGUUUCCGAUCUUCCUAUGCUCUCUGUUCACUACAUCCAGAAAGGUUGUCUGUUUACUCGUCCUCCUUUUCCUAUCCCUCACCUCAUUUCCCUUCUCAAGCUCAGUCUUUCUCAGACACUCACUCACUUCCCUCCACUAGCAGGUCGAUUUGUGACUGACUCGGAUGGCUACGUCUACAUUUCUUGCAAUGAUACUGGCGUUGAUUUUGUUCAAGCUUCAGCCACUCACAUUUUCAUUCGCGAUGUCAUUGGCUCCACUGAUGUUCCUGAUCAUGUCAAGGAAUUUUUCCCUAUGGACCGCACGGUUAGCUAUCAAGGGCAUUUUAUCCCUCUUUUAUCCGUUCAAGUGACGGAACUAGCUGAUGGUGUUUUCAUCGGAUGCGCUGUCAAUCAUUCUGUCACUGAUGGGACAUCAUUAUGGAACUUUUUCAAUACAUUUGCUCAGGUGAGCAGGGGUGUCAAAAGGAUUAUAAGACAGCCCGAUUUUACCCCAAAUUCAGUUUUGAUUUCAAAUGUUGUGCUAAAACUCCCUGCUGAUGGACCCAAAGUCACGUUUUCCGGCGAUGCUCCAUUGAGGGAGAGGAUUUUUAGUUUUAGCAGGGAAUCAAUUCAAACACUCAAAGCGAAGACUAACAAUCAGAAACUGAAUUUCGAUGGAGAAAUUAAUGUUGUUGAAUUAAUGGCAAAACAGAGCAACGAUCCCCUGAAAAUCAAGACAGAAACGGAAACGAUAAAUCCAAUGGCUGAGAUUUCAUCAUUUCAAUCACUUUGCGCAUUGCUCUGGCGUGCAGUGACACGUGCAAGGAAAUUCCCAGCUUCAAAAAUGACGACAUUCCGAAUGGCUGUAAAUUGCCGUCACCGUCUCCAGCCGAAGCUAAAUCCGCUAUACUUUGGCAACGCAAUUCAAAGCAUUCCAACUUACGCAUCAGCAGGGGACGUUUUAUCUCACGAUCUGCAUUGGUGUGCUGAGCAAUUGAACAAAAAUGUGAAGGCUCACGAUGAUGCUAAGGUGAGGAAGUUCGUAGAGGAUUGGGAGAAGGAUCCGCGGUGUUUUCCAUUGGGAAAUUUUGACGGAGCUAUGCUCACAAUGGGUAGCUCUCCAAGGUUUCCAAUGUACGAUAACGAUUUUGGCUGGGGCAGGCCCGUUGCUGUCCGAAGUGGACGGGCUAAUAAAUUUGACGGUAAGAUAUCAGCAUUUCCUGGUCGAGAAGGAGGAGGAAGCGUGGAUUUGGAGGUGAUUUUGUCACCCAAAACAAUGCAAGGAUUGGAGUAUGAUCCCGAAUUCAUGCAGUUUGUUACUCGCUAUUGAAUUUUUCUAACGUAUUAGUUGCUGUCGUUAUUGUGAUUUUUACUCAAAUUUGUAUUGCUUGUGAUUAAUUUGAAUGAGUUUAUCCUUUGUUGAAUUGUUAAAA
Messenger RNA from Capsicum annuum, 1792 nucleotides. RefSeq lists its product as uncharacterized. NCBI's taxonomy places the organism in Eukaryota, Viridiplantae, Streptophyta, Magnoliopsida, Solanales, Solanaceae. The record is from RefSeq and is a predicted model, not a curated record. The transcript has a single exon. The coding region runs from base 295 to 1689 and encodes 464 amino acids.